This is a messenger RNA of Cynoglossus semilaevis (tongue sole), 4468 nucleotides long. RefSeq names its product Sin3A-associated protein a (gene sap130a). Gene Ontology annotation, biological process: negative regulation of transcription by RNA polymerase II. NCBI's taxonomy places the organism in Eukaryota, Metazoa, Chordata, Actinopteri, Pleuronectiformes, Cynoglossidae. Gene Ontology annotation, cellular component: Sin3-type complex. The record is from RefSeq and is a predicted model, not a curated record. The transcript is spliced from 21 exons.
UGUAAACAUUUUUCAAGCGGGAGUCUCGUAGUCACGUGACCUGCUGGGGAGUUAGAGGAAUCGAAUGACACUGUGUAAGAAAGUUUACUUUGCAGUUCAGUUUGUGUUUUAUUGGCUACUACAGCCCCGGUUCGUCUCAUAGCGGGUCUGCACACGGGAGAUUAUCUCAAAAGCAGUUGUGGAAACUGUAACAGAAUCUAAACAUAUUGACAGCGUCAUCAAAUAUAAUUUAAACGAUGUUCUAUUGUUCAACUGGAGACACUGUUUCCUACUCUAAGUGCACAUCUUGAGUCGCCUUAUUGGGCUUUGUCGUAGGUUGUGCUGAAAAUAAAAUACAAAGGGAACGACACUGAUUAGCUUGAGUGCUAGCCCGACUGACGUUUUUGAACCACGUGAUCAGCAGCGACCUCUCGACCCCUCCCUUCUGGCUCAAGUAAAGCUUUUCGACGCCGCAAUUGGUCAACUUAUGCCCGGGUCUAUUUUGUGACUGGUGAAAAAAAGAAGAAGGCGGUCCGGUUCGGUUAGAGAAAUCUUCCGGCUUACAUGUUGAGCAAAAAAGAGAAGACGAAUGGAAAAAAAUAUUCCAGAAAAACACCACAACAUUAGAACUCUGUGAUACGGUCUUAUAUGGAUAAAAUGAGCUCUCAACAAUUCCCCCGUCACGGAAUGCCUGUUUCUAGUGGAGGACCAACACCAAUCUCUGCUGCUGGAAACCUUGUGUCUAUUAAUCAAGCGUCAAAUACACAAGCUGAUGCUGAUGGCAGUCGGGAUGCAGAGCAUGGACAGCAGGAACAUCAACCAGCAGGGGGAGGACCAACCUUGGCCUUCAGAGAUGACAAGCAGGAGACCAUGGUGGUCAGACCUUAUCCACAAGUGCAGACCCAUGGCCAGCCACAAGCUGCUCCCCAGACUGUACCAGUGCAGGCUGGUACACCUGUGCCUCUACCUGCUCCUUCUGUGCAUCUACCACAGGGUCAAACAGCAGUCCUCACUGAGGGGCAGAUGAAGGCUGUCUUAAAGUCACCCAUGCCAAGUCGUCUUAUUGCCCCCGCCCCUGCCUCCAACCAGCCUCAUAUCCCCAUACCUCCAAAGGUGCCAGGUCACAUCACAGUCACUAUAGAGAGUAGUAUUGCUCCAACCCCAUCUAUCCCUGUGGCUACAAUCAGUAGUCAGGGUCACCCCAGCAACUUACACCAUCUGAUGCCUGCUAACAUUCAGAUCAUACGAGGCAGUGCUCCUGCCCUGCAAAUCGGGACCUCUGCUGUCCCUCCUCAGACGUUCACAUCCCAUUUACCAAGAGGUGCUGCGGCAGCAGCGGUUAUGUCCAGCUCCAAAACUGUCCUGCGUCCAGCAACCGGUGCAAGUGCGGGUCCCGGCCAGCCCACAUUGCAGCACAUAAUCCACCAGGCCAUUCAGUCUCGUCCUGCUGUUACAACCUCCACAGCUGUGCUUCCAACUGUGGUGGCUCCCAUCUCUGCCACCAGAACGCAGUCUCCGGUUAUUAAUCCGACUGUUACACACCCUGCCGAGGUCACACAUGGCCGCCCAGGCCUGACCAUCCACCCACCUCCAGCCACUGUUAGUAUCCAGAGGCCUCAAAAUUCCCGGGACACUGCCACAAGAAUCACGCUUCCUUCACAUCCUGCAAUUGGGGCCCAAAAGCCUCAGGCUCCACACACUAUGACACAGAAGCCUAUUUUCAGCACUGUGACACCAGUGGCCGCAGCAACUGUGGCACCAAUCGUUGCCACAACCGUGCCGUCAACCACCACUAUAGGCACUGUACCACAUACUCAGAUCACCAGUAACGCUCUGGUCACCAUGACUAUGGCAUCUCACUCGUCUCAUACGGCUGUAACCACCUCAACCAUCCCCGUGGCCAAAGUGGUGCCUCAGCCCAUCGCUCACUCCUCAUCACGUGUGCAAUCUGACUACCCAGGAGAGAGAACCAACCUCAUCCCAAUCCCAGGACAUCGAUCUUCUCCUAACCCGGCCACCAUGGAGGCAAGAAGUGACAACAGGUGAGGCUCGGGGGUUUUCUUUUUUUUUUUUUUCCCGUCACACUCCCCCCCCCCCCCCCCCCCCCCCCCCCACCUCUUCCCCUCUUCCCACACUCCUCCCUCACCCAUCAGCAGCUCCGUGUCUACCAUCAGGCAAUACCCAGUCACUCCCCAAGCUCCCAGUUCAGCGCUGCCCACACAACCAGGAGUGGGCGUGGCCACCACCGUCCACCUGAACCACAUGCAGCUGAUGGCGGUUGACCGCAUCGGUCUGCCCUCUGCACAAAUCAGCACCCAAGGAAUUCAGCCGGCGCCGAUCGCUGCUCAAGGCAUUCAGCCUGCACCGAUAGGAGUGCAGGGCCUGCACACCUCUGCCUCCAUAACGACACAGGGCAUUCAGCAGACGCCUGUGGUCACACAGCAGCAGCAGCAGCCACAGUCUGAGGCGAAACCUGGGGUUGUUUUGGCUGAUGGGUUCGUAGCCAGUCCAAUCAGCAGUACCUUUGGGGCCACUCAGCCUGUUGCUACAAUGGUGCAGGCACAUGCCCAAGGAGGAGGUGCUCCCACACUAGUCUCCUCCCCGAGACCCAGCAUCCUCCGCAAGAAGCCCGCAAAUGAAAGUUGUGUUCGUAAGAACCUCAUUCCUGCACAGCCUGCUGACUCGGGCAGUGGUCGAAUGGACAGCGGCGUGAGAGGAGCAGGAUCUCCUCGACCCGCAGGUGGUAAACCUAAAGCUGAGGUGCACAUGGCUGUGGCUCCUCCCGUCAUGGCGACAGUAGAAGCUCUACCUUCCAAGUUGGGAGAACAGCAGGUGGUGUCCUCUGGGACCCAGCACCUUGCCCAGGCCAUCCCCACCUUGCUGACCACCCCGGGACCCGUGCCUCCCUCUCAGCCGUCGACCGUCCUGUCAGCGCUACCGGCCACCAUGGCCGUGACUCCCUCUGUUCCCAUUUCAAUGGCCAACACUGUGGCUUCUCCCAUACAGCCUGCUGCCAGUAGCACUGUAGCAGGGGCUGCCAGCUCCAACUGCCAAGAAGUGAAAAUUAAGCAGGAGGUAGAGAACAUGGAAACCCAGCCAGAUUCAAAUGCAAACCUGUCGUUACCACCGCCGCUCAACAUCCAGGCUUCCACCCUCAACGCUCCCCCGGGAGAACUGAUCCCCGGCGCGUCUCCUCGAAAGAAGCCCCGCAAGCAGCAGCAUGUCAUAUCUACGGAGGAGAGUGAAAUGGUGGAGACCAACAGCACAGAUGAGGAAAAGACCCCAGGAAGGCCGAUCACCGGCAGGGCUGAGAGGUGCGAGUCUCCGCCAAGAGAGUAUGUCGAUGAAGAGGGAGUCCGCUACGUUCCAGUCCGACCUCGACCUCCUGUCACUCUCCUGCGUCACUACCGUAACCCCUGGAAAGCUGCCUAUCACCAUUUCCAGAGAUACAGCGACAUUAGAGUCAAAGAGGAAAAGAAGGGUACUUUACAAGACAUGGCCAAUCAGAGAGGAGUCGCCUGCAGGGCUCAGGGCUGGAAGAUUCACCUGUGUGCUGCUCAACUCAGGCAGUUGUCCAGUUUGGAGCAUGAUGUGUACAGCCGUCUGUCUACCCUUCAAGAGGGCCUCAUCCCAAAAAAGAGAGCAGGAGCCGAUGAUGACCUUCACCGAAUCAAUGAGCUGAUACAGGGCAACAUGCAACGCUGCAAGCUGGUGAUGGACCAGGUAACGGAGGCCAGGGACACCAUGAUGAAAGUACUGGACCACAAGGAGAAGGUUCUGAAGCUGCUCAACAAAAACGGUGCCGUCAAAAAGUCCUCCAAGCUAAAGCGCAAAGAGCGGGCGUGAGAGACGGACUCUUCGUUGACGACAGCGGCUGUCAACUGAUCUCUGACGGUGCCCGAAAGAGCUGGUCAGAAUUUGGUGCUAUGAUUCGCUGCAUACAAUCUCACACACCAUCCCUACAUGCGUUUGGGCCAGCAGAGAGAAUGUGAGAGAAAAAGAAAGAGUCGAAGACGCAGCAUUUAUGUUCUGUGUGUGGUCAUGGACCUGUCACCGAUGAUCCAUAUUCUGUUCAUUUGACAAUUUAGUUUGUGCAUCGUUCUUUAUGAGACUAAAGGUUCAGUGCAGAACUGCUGUGAAUUUGUAGCACUAAGUUCAAGUAAUGUGAAGGCCUUAGUAUUUCAUCUUAACCACACAAAAGUUGUUCAUUUGAUUUAUUCCUUUUUAAAUCAUUUGAGUUCAUACAGUCAGUGUGAAAUAUUGGGAAAAAGAUUGCGCUUUCCUCUUCUUUUUUUUUUCCUCCAAACACAUUUGUUUACAGAUAAACACUUACCUCUACAUUUGGUGAGAAAUGAACAAUGACAAAUGUGUGGUCUGUAGGUAAACAAAAAACGUAUUAAAAACUUCACCUUAAAACAAAAGUUCUCAUAUGGCGUGGCGUGAAAAAAGAGAGGGUGUGAAUAGAUAUCUGAACGUGUAAAAAAAAAAA